AUGGACGCUCCCUCUCUACAGCUUCACGAGACGCUCAUUGGCUCCGUGCAACGAGCAUUGCUAUCGCACCGACCAAUACUGACCCACCUCAAUGCGGAUACAUCAUGGCUACUGCAGUUGCCCUAUCCUUCAGAUGCGGAACGGCCUCCAGGACGAUCACGAUGGAAUAUCGUUUUUGAUCCAUGGCUAACUGGUGGCCAGUCUGAUGUCGCAUACUGGUUCAGUCAGCAAUGGCAUGCAGUCGCAUCAAGUGUACAGACUAUGGCUGAGCUUAAUGACUUGUUAAGGGAGAUCGAGAGGAUGGCGCAACUCGGUGCAUUAAUUUCAGGGGAAAGAACUCAGGACUGUUUUGACCAAGAUUCGAAACGGUCGUACAUUGAUGCAGUCGUCAUAUCUCAUGAAUUCACAGACCACUGUAAUAAAAAUACGCUUCUUGAACUCGAGUCUGAUACGGCCGUAUUUGCAACGAAGCCCGCGGCCGAUUUGAUACGAUCCUGGGAUCAUUUCAGACUGGUCCAAGAAACACCACCUUUUUCCGCAACAGAUUCCGACUGGAGAAAUACUUCAAUCAACCCAUUGCCCAAGUGGCUAGGGAUCUCGAGAAUGGUCACUCAGAGUGAUGCGUUGUACUACCACUCAGCCAUAUUAGUGACAUUCGAUUUGCAAUCGAUAGACGUCAUGGGACCUUCGGAAGUUUCCACGGCAGCGGAGGCAAUUAUAUAUACACCUCAUGGUAUCCAUGCAAAAGACCUCAGUCAUUUACCUUCGGCCACUCCUGCUAUAAAGACUCUCGCGCUGCUCCACGGCCUACACGAUAUCAAGAUCAGCGUCAAGCAGCUCAAUCUUGGCGCUCACAAUGGGCUUCAGGCCCAGAGAAUGUGUCAAGCUAAGUAUUGGGUGUCGACGCACGACGAAAUCAAGAAAGGAUCUGGCUUGAUUACACCUUUCUUGUAUCGAACGGUACUGACUUUGCAAGAAGCAAUAGAGGAGGAGAGGAGAGCGAAAGGGAGGAUUUCAGACGAAAGCGAGCUAUCAGAUGUGAGAGAAGUUGCGUUCGUGGAACUAUCAAACGGCGAGAGCUUGCUACUCGUCUAA
Messenger RNA from Letharia columbiana, 1095 nucleotides. RefSeq lists its product as uncharacterized. The transcript has a single exon. Lineage: Eukaryota; Fungi; Ascomycota; Lecanoromycetes; Lecanorales; Parmeliaceae. Bases 1 to 1095 code for a protein of 364 amino acids. The record is from RefSeq and is a predicted model, not a curated record.